UGCCCGUGCCGGGGCUGCCGGGAGCGGGGCAGCGUGGGGCUGGGGCCGGGUCGGUCCCGGUCCCGGGUCUCCCGUCACCUGCUCCGAUCCGCGCCGCCUCCUGCCGCGCAGGCGGCCCCGCAGACCCGUGCGGCAGCGGAGCGGAGCCCCCGGCCGGGACGAGGCCUGUGGGGCGGACGAAGCGGCGGCUGCGCUGGAGCCCCUGGCAGCCGCGGGCCUUCCCCUCGCAGCCCGGCGCAGCCGGAGGAGCAGGACCCGGCCGUGUCCGGCGGGAGCGGAGGAGCGGGACGAGUCCCUGGUGCGGCCCCGGCCGGGACCGGGGGCGGCCCCCAGACAGUCGCCCGCCCGCCCGCCCGCCCGCAGCAAGUGGAGCAGCAGCUGCAGGAGGAGCUGGUCCAGCACAGCGGGGCCCGGGGGCAGGAGGUGAAGCAGCCCCCGCGGGGCCCUCGCGCACCGCACCGCUCCGCUGGCACCAGGGAACGAGCUCCCCGGGCCAGGGACCCGGGGCCAGUGCUACUAGGAGGCCGAGGACCCAGGGGAGGUCUGCACCUGCCUGCAAGAGCUCUGCUAGAACUGCAGCAGGAGCACUUGGUGCUGGAGCAGGUCCUGGCCGUGCUGCCCCAGGAGACGAGGAACGCGGGCACCACAUGGAGAUGUGUCCCAAGGCAGUGACCCUGGUCGAGGGGUUUUGGCUGGGGCAGGCAGAUGUGGAGAAACUCAACGUGCGAGUGUUUCACCCUCAUCAUGGAUGCUGCUGACCCCAUCUCCAUGUGCUUGGGGGAUGUUUCCUGCUGCCCAGCCUCUCUCAGUCCCAGCCCCCUAUGACAUGUUCCUCUUGUUCCCAGGUCCCCGUGAGGGUGAAGGUCAAGGAGGGGACCUCAGACACGAUGCAGCUCAAUGGGGCAUUGCAGGAGCCUAGUGAUUCCUGGCCAGAGCAGCCACAGGCCAAAUCUGCAGACAUGUUUCUGGAGCUGUUGAGAACUUUCCCAGGAAGGCCGGGGGAGAGGGGUGCCCUGAGCCCUGAGCGGGGCCAGCUGCAGAAGGGGCAGGGCAGGCCGGCAAGGCAGGGAGAGAGCACGGAGCUCCGAGAGGCCUUUGAGGAUGUGGCCGUGUACUUCACACGGGAGGAGUGGGAGCUGCUGGAGGAUGCACAGAAGGGGCUGUACCGGGACCAGAUGCUGAGGAACUGCCAAGCCCUUGUUUCCCUAGGAUACCAAGGUCCCACACCUGACUUAAUUCUCUGCAUCCAGCAAGGACAGAAGGAGCUCUGGGUCAGUGAUGAGGAAGGCCAUCAGGACAUUUCAAGGUCAGAGGACCUGUUGCCAGGAGGUGCCUGGCUGCUGAGCAGAGCUGAGGAGCAGAGUCCUGAAGAAGGGCUGGCAAGCCUGGAGCAACCCUGGCAUUUGGGCAAGAUGGAGUCCCUGAGACCUGAGGAAGACCAGUGGCCCCAGAGCCAGUGGAGGCCCCAACAGCAGAGGGAGAAUACAGCAGUGAAGCAGGCGCCAUCUCCCCUGGAGCAUGAGAGUGGAGAAAGGACAGAAGCCAGAGACAGCCCUGGGUUCAGGGAAGGAUGUGUGGAGCUGAAGAGCCACAAGGAAAAGUUCCACCGUACAGAGACCCUAAAUCUGAGCCGACCCAGUGGGGCAGGCCUCGAAGGGAAGUGGAAGCUCCCUGCCAAGCCCAGGGGCAAAGCUCACCCCUGCCCUCAGUGCCAGAAAAGCUUUAGCUGCCCUUUACUCCUGGCUCUGCACAGGAGAAGCCAUGCUGGGGAGAAGCCCCACCUAUGUGCCAAGUGUGAGAGGGGCUUCACCUCCCUCUCAACCCUGGCUCGGCACCGGUGCUUGCGCCCUGGGGAGAAGCCAUAUCGGUGUCCAGAGUGUGGGAAGAGCUUCACCCGGUCCUGCCGGCUGGCCAUACACCAGCGUAUCCACACUGGGGAGAAGCCACAUCAGUGCUCUGACUGUGGGAAGAAAUUCACCCAUGCUUGCAGCCUGGCUGAACACCAGCGCAUCCACACAGGGGAGAGGCCGUAUCAGUGCUCUGAGUGUGGGAAGAGCUUCACCCAGUCCUACCACCUGGCCCUGCACCACCGUAUCCACACAGGGGAGAGGCCAUAUCAGUGCUCUGAGUGUGGGAAGAGCUUCACCCACUCCUCUAGCUUGGCCCGGCACCAGAGCAUCCACACAGGGGAGAAGCCACAUCAGUGCUCUGAGUGUGGGAAGAGGUUUGCCCGCUCUUCCAGCCUGGUCGAACACCAGCGCAUUCACACAGGGGAGAAGCCGUAUCGGUGCUCUGUGUGUGGAAAGAAAUUCACCCACUCCUCCAACCUGGCCCAGCACCAGUACGUCCACACAAGGAAGAGGCGACAUGAGGCCUUUGAGUGUGGAAGAACUUUACCCACUCCUUCAGCUUGGCCCAGGGCGGGAGUGGCCACACAGGAGAGAAGCCACAUCGGUGCUCUGACUGUGGGAAGGGGUUCACUAGUUCCUACCACCUCACCACAUAUCAGCAUAUCCACACAGGGAAGAAGUCCCAUUAAUGUGGGAAGAGUUUCACCCCAUCUUCCAACUUCACCCAGCACCACCACAUUCACACAGCAGAGAAGCCCCGUUAGUGCUCAUUGUGUAGGAAGAGCUUUACUCAUUCCUUUAUCCUGGCCAGUCACCAGCGUAAGCACACAAAGGAGAAGCCACAUCAGGGCUUUGAGUGUGGGCGGAGCAUCAUCCAAUCUUUCCUCCUUGCCCAGCACCAGCGCAUGCAGCCGGUGGGGAAUCCACACCAGUUCCUUGAGUGUGGGAAGAGAUUCCGUGAAUCCUCCAGUCAAGCCUAACACCAACGCAUCCACAAAGGGGAGGAGCCACGUUAUUGUUCUGUGUAGAAGAGAUUCAGAGAUUCCUCCAGCCUCUGCUAGCACCGGCACAUCCACAUCAGGGAGGAGCCAGAUGGGUGCUCUGCAUGUGAGAAUAGUUUCCACGACUCCUGCACUCCAGUCAAACACUAGCACAUCCGCACCUGGGAUCAUCCAUAAUUCUGUCAGCAGUGCAGGGAGGGCUUAGGGAUGCCUACCUGCUCAGCUCCCACCAGUGGCUGCAUUCAGGCAAGCAGCCUCAUGCUACUGGAGUGCAGAAAGACUUCCUGGAGCCUUUGAGCCAUGUAGGGCACUGCAGAACAAGGACCCAGCAGCUGGUCUUGAAGGUUGCAUUGGGGGAGGGGCUAAAAGGAAACACUUGGGGCCAGUGCCAGGCCAGAUCCUGGGGGAACCAAUGAGAUGAUCUUUUAUCAGCCUUGGAGCCUGUGCCUUCCCUGUUGUAGUCUAGAAACAGCCGGUGCUCCCAGGCGAGAAGAAGCGCCUUCCUAAUAGGAUGUUUUCUCCAAGAGAGCUGCCUCCAAAAGCCCCCAGGGCCUGUCCUUGGUCGCCUCCCUUACCCAGUGGGGUCUGCAAGAAGCUGCUGGUGCCACCCCAUGAGCCCAGCUUGGCAUGUUUUGCUUCUCAUCCUCUCUCCAGAGCUCAGCACCCCGGGUGCCUGCUGGUCUCCUACUUCCUUGCCCUUCAUGGCAGUUUCUGUAAUGCACUCUGUGCUCAGAAAGCACCAGCACUGAACACAGUAUCCCUGUGGCUGGGCUCUGUCCUCUCCGGAGCUGGGAGAUGGGAACCGACCAGGGCCCAGAACUCUUUCCAGGGCAGAUCUCCAUCCUAUCUCAGCCCCAUCACUUUGCCAGGGAUUUGCUGUGGUCCAGGCUUUGUUGCAAACACUCAGACACAGGAGUUGGUCACACUUGAGGUGUUACUCCCCUGUACUGCUGUGCAGCAAGGACCCUGCCUUUUGGAAGGACCCUGUGGUCGGAGGCCAGUGGAGUGGCUUUUCUGGGGGAAAUGUGGGCGGGGGAAGGAGGGGCAGCCUGCGGCAAGUCUUCUCUCUCCUGUGGAAAGGUGUGGGGGUAUGAGGACAUCCUCUGAGUGAAAUGCAGCAUGUUGUCAUUUCUGGGAAGUGUUCCCUGAUUGCUAGUAUCCAAAUACACCAUGUCCCGUGUAGAGGAA
Messenger RNA from Alligator mississippiensis (American alligator), 4039 nucleotides. Its product is annotated as zinc finger protein 383. The coding region runs from base 822 to 3056 and encodes 744 amino acids. Gene Ontology annotation, cellular component: nucleus. Gene Ontology annotation, molecular function: RNA polymerase II cis-regulatory region sequence-specific DNA binding; DNA-binding transcription activator activity, RNA polymerase II-specific. Gene Ontology annotation, biological process: regulation of transcription by RNA polymerase II. Lineage: Eukaryota; Metazoa; Chordata; Crocodylia; Alligatoridae. The transcript is spliced from 4 exons. The record is from RefSeq and is a predicted model, not a curated record.